AUGGAUGUGCUCAAGGAAUACCUCCCCCAAGGGCAAGGCUUUUUGCCUCACUACAUGUUCACACUUUCCGUAAUAGCCGUUGGCAACUCCCUCCAAAACUAUAUAACCCUCCACUUCUCACGACGCUUCUACAACGGUCAAUUCAUUCCCAACCCGUCCUUGCCACCCAAGAUAACGACGGUCAACCCCGAAGACUCCACGAAAAAGCUGAUCCCCGCCACCGCAUCCAACACCCCCAAAGAUGCGGCGACCAUGGACCAGGUCACUCCGCUAGCAGCUCGUCUCUUCGGAACCUACACUCUGAUUUCGGCUAUCGUACGGUUGUACGCCAGCUUCCAUCUUGACAAGGAGCCCGUAUACAUGAUGGCCAUGUGGACGUAUCUAGUUGCGCUAGGGCACUUCGUGAGCGAGGGAGCUGUGUACAAAACGUAUUACCUGGGCGGGCCACAGCUAAUGCCGCUGUUCUUUGCAACGACAGGCGUCGCUUGGAUGAUUAUGCAGAAGGAAUUCUAUGUCGUGGCCUAG
Pseudomassariella vexata is the source of this 525-nucleotide messenger RNA. RefSeq names its product Erg28 protein. The transcript has 2 exons. Gene Ontology annotation, cellular component: endoplasmic reticulum; membrane. Gene Ontology annotation, molecular function: protein-macromolecule adaptor activity. NCBI's taxonomy places the organism in Eukaryota, Fungi, Ascomycota, Sordariomycetes, Amphisphaeriales, Pseudomassariaceae. The coding region runs from base 1 to 525 and encodes 174 amino acids. The record is from RefSeq and is a predicted model, not a curated record.